GGGGAGAGAGAGAGAGAGAGAGAGAGAGAGAGAGGGGAUGCUUGAAGUGCAGCUGAGGACAAUAUAGGAAACGAAUGAGAGCGAAGUGUUCCAACUUCCAACACCACCACCGUGGCCUUUGGGGGGACUGAGUGAGUGUGUAGAGCAAGGAAGAAAGAGUUGAAAUAAAAACUGAAGUGGUAAUAGUCGUUGAUUUGUUAUUGCGCUUUGCAUUUAGCUCCUCCCGCUCUGUUUCUCCUCUUUUCGAACAACCAUUGCCAGUGCAACGCAUGGACACUCCUGAGAAUUGUUGUGUCAAGGUUGCGGUUCAUAUACGUCCCCUUAUCGCCGAUGAACGCCUUCACGGUUGUAAAGAAUGCGUUAAUGUUACACCCCGGAAAAAUCAGGUACAAAUUGGCACCCAUUCCUUUACAUUUGAUCAUGUCUAUGGAAGCAGUGGAUCUCCUUCAUCUGCCAUGUUUGAAGAAUGCAUUGCUGCACUUGUUGAUGGUUUAUUCCAAGGAUAUAAUGGUACUGUACUGGCUUAUGGUCAGACAGGAUCUGGGAAAACGUAUACCAUGGGGACUAGCUUCAAGGAUGGUUGCCAGACAGGACUUAUUCCUCAAGUUAUGAAUGCACUGUUCAACAAGAUCAAAACAUUGAAUCAUCAAACUGAAUUCCAGUUGCAUGUUUCUUUCAUUGAGAUUCUCAAGGAAGAAGUAAGGGACUUGCUGGAUUCUGUAGCUAUUAGCAAAUUGGAUACUGCUAAAGGACAUGCUGGAAAAGUUGCUAUUGACGGUAGGCAGCUGAUUCAAAUUCGUGAAACAUCAAAAGGAGCUAUAACACUUGCUGGAUCAACUGAAGUUACUGUUACUACAUUACAAGAAAUGGCAACCUGUCUGGAGCAAGGUUCUUUAAGCAGGGCAACUGGGAGUACAAAUAUGAACAACCAGUCCAGUCGGUCACACGCCAUCUUCACAAUCACAUUAGAGCAGAUGCAGAAAUUACGUUUGGUUCUUCCUCGUAAUGACAUGAUGGAUGAGGAAAUGGGUGAAGAGUAUUUUUGUGCAAAGCUCCAUCUGGUAGAUCUCGCUGGAUCUGAACGAGCAAAAAGGACAGGUUCUGAUGGUCUUCGUUUUAAAGAAGGUAUACACAUUAAUAAGGGUCUUCUUGCCCUUGGUAACGUCAUUAGUGCACUGGGUGACGAGAAAAAGCGGAAAGAGGGUGUGCAUGUCCCUUACCGAGACAGUAAACUAACUCGAUUGUUGCAGGAUUCACUUGGUGGAAACAGCAAAACUGUCAUGAUAGCUUGCAUCAGUCCUGCUGACAUCAAUGCUGAGGAAAGUCUUAUUACUCUCAAAUAUGCAAAUCGUGCUCGCAAUAUUCAAAAUAAGCCUGUUAUUAAUAGAGAUAUAAUAUCCAAUGAGAUGCAAAAGAUGCAGCAGCAGUUAAAGUACUUACAGGCAGAGCUUUAUGCUCGUGGGGAAGGAGUGCCAUCAGAUGAAGUGCAGGUCCUUAAGGAUCGGAUCAGUUGGCUUGAGGCUACCAAUAGGAACAUUUUUCAAGAACUCCAUGAAUACCGCAGCAGAUGCGGCGUCAUACAGCAGGAUGAAAUAGAUGCUCAAGAAAUCCAGAUCUGUAUUACAAAAAGCGAUGGACUUAAGAGGGGCUUGCAGAGCAUGGACUUAUCUGAUUAUCAGAUAGUUGAAGCCAUAUCAGGUGAAAAUUUGAGGGAAUUUGAUGAAGUAACUAAAGAGUGGGAGCAUGCACUUCUGCAAGAUACCAUGGAUAAAGAGUUGAAUGAAUUGAACGAACUCUUGGAACAGAAAGAGUCUGAGAUGAAACUUCUUGGGGGAGUUGACACUGAAGCACUCAAGCAGCGCCUUGGUAAGAAGAUCUUGGAACUUGAGGAAGAGAAAAGGAUCAUGCAGCAAGAAAGGGAUUGUUUGUUGGCAAAAGUUGAGAAUCUUGCUGCUAAUUUUGAUGGACGGAUACCAAAAAUGCAAGAAACUCAAGCUCAAAAAUUUAAAGCACUUGAAGCACAGAUUCUAGAUCUUAAGAAAAAACAGGAAAGCCAGGUCCAACUUUUGAAGCAAAAACAAAAAAGUGAUGAAGCAGCAAAGCGCUUGCAAGCGGAAAUACAGUGUAUCAAGGCUCAAAAGGUCCAGUUGCAGCAUAAGAUGAAACAGGUGGCAGAACAGUUUCGACAAUGGAAGACCUCUCGUGAAAAGGAAUUGCUUCAGCUAAGGAAGGAGGGAAGGAGAAACGAGUAUGAACGACAUAAACUCGAAUCACUGAAUCAGCGCCAGAAAAUGGUUCUUCAAAGGAAGACAGAAGAGGCUGCUACGGCUACUAGAAGACUGAAAGAGUUGUUAGAAGCUCGUAAGCCUGCUGCACGUGACCAUUCUGGGACAUAUGUGGGACAUACAGUGAUUGGACAGGGAAAUGAAAAACCUUUGCAAAGGUGGCUCGAUCAUGAGCUAGAAGUCAUGGUGAAUGUGCAUGAAGUUCGUUUUGAAUAUGAAAAGCAAAGCCAAGUACAAGCUGCACUGGCAGAAGAGUUGGCCUUAAUGAAACAAGUGGAUCAGUUUUCUUUUAAUGGGCAGAGUCCCCCAAGAGGGAAGAAUGGAUAUUCCAGACUGUUAUCCAUGUCACCAAAUGCAAGAAUGGCAAGGAUAGUUUCUCUGGAGAACAUGCUUAGCAUGUCUUCCAAUGCACUCAUGGCAAUGGCCACACAGCUUUCAGAAGCAAAAGAAAGGGAGCGUGCCUCAAUUGGUCGUGGACGUUGGAAUCACUUGCGCUCAAUGGGAGAUGCAAAGAACUUGCUUCAAUACAUGUUUGAUGCCGCUGCAGAAGCAAGGUGCCAGUUGUGGGAAAAGAACUUGGAGAUUAAGGAAACGAAAGAGCAGCUGAAGGAGCUUGUAUUUCUUGUACAACAGAGUGAAGCACAGAGAAAACAACUCAUAAAGGAGCAACAAGCGAGGGAACAAGCUGUUGCAGUUGACUCGGGUUCAUCAGCUUCGUUGGCGGAUGAUAUGAGUGGCCCCUUGUCCCCCAUGUCGCUUCCAGUACCAAAGCAACUAAAAUUUACACCCGGAAUUGUUAAUGGGUCUGUUAGGGAGUCGGCAACAUUUCUGGACCAGAUGCAAAAGAUGGUACCUGUAGGACAACUGUCAAUGAAGAAACUAGCAGCUGUGGGACAAGCUGCGAAACUCUGGAGGUGGAAGAGAAGUCAUCACCAGUGGCUACUGCAGUUCAAAUGGAGAUGGCAAAAACCAUGGAGACUCUCAGAAUGGAUCAAGCAUUGUGAUGAGACAAUCAUAAGGUCAAGGCCUCGCCCACCGGUUCUGGUUGAUAGCAUGUGAUAACUCCAAUACUCAUCAGCUUUCUUUUGGCGCACGGCUGGGCUGCCCUGUGGGAUCCAAAAGAUGGGUCGGUGGGAACGUCGAUUGGCAUCUCAUAAAUUGGUAAGAGGACAUUGGCAUUUUCCUUGGUAUUUUGGUGGAAGCAUUAAUGGAAUUUUUUGGUAUCUUUGGUUAUUUUCUGGAUUUGAUUGGUGAAGAUUACGUCAGAAGCAUUUCUCAGGCUGGCAGGCUCACCUCCCACGAAAGUAGUAGGAAAAUGUGGAUACCUGAGUGAGAGAGAGCAUUGGAUAUGCUGGAAGUUAAAUUCUGUGGUGUUACUUCGUCAUGACGAUAUGUUUUUUUCUUCUUCCCUUGUAUUUUGUAGAUAGCUUUGGUGAAGAAUACGAUCAAGGAGAGUCGAACAAGCCCAGUUAGAACUUCCAAGCUUGGACUGACUUUAACAAACUCAGGAAUCUAAUAUCAUCUUGAUUCUUGACCCCAAAAACAAAAAAUCUCAGAGAAUUACACGAACUGUUCUACCGAGGCAAAAGUCAAAGUUCAUGUAAAUGAUUCCCCCAAACUUCGUUCUUAUGUACAUACAGUCGUUAACUUAAGUGAUGCACAGCAGGACUGAUUAGAUUUAUUUAAGUGAAAAGUACAUAGAAUCAUAAACUCAGCUGGAAUUGAUCUUACAAUUUGUCUAUCACUAGUAACAAAUGAGUACUUGAG
Messenger RNA from Juglans regia (Persian walnut), 4052 nucleotides. RefSeq names its product kinesin-like protein KIN-4A. The transcript is spliced from 27 exons. NCBI's taxonomy places the organism in Eukaryota, Viridiplantae, Streptophyta, Magnoliopsida, Fagales, Juglandaceae. The coding region runs from base 270 to 3344 and encodes 1024 amino acids. Gene Ontology annotation, molecular function: ATP binding; microtubule motor activity; microtubule binding. Gene Ontology annotation, biological process: mitotic spindle organization; microtubule-based movement. The record is from RefSeq and is a predicted model, not a curated record.